This is a messenger RNA of Fusarium venenatum, 1440 nucleotides long. RefSeq lists its product as uncharacterized. Lineage: Eukaryota; Fungi; Ascomycota; Sordariomycetes; Hypocreales; Nectriaceae. Gene Ontology annotation, cellular component: plasma membrane. Gene Ontology annotation, biological process: adenylate cyclase-activating G protein-coupled receptor signaling pathway. Gene Ontology annotation, molecular function: G protein-coupled receptor activity. The record is from RefSeq and is a predicted model, not a curated record.
AUGGCUUGGGGUGAUCUUCCUAAAGAGGGUCGCACAUUGGACCCUCUAGGUGACAACUUGCGACAUGGACUGACUGCUGUCGCUACCCUGGCGUUUAUCUCAUUCUUUUCUGCCAGUAUUCUCUUCUUCUACCUCGUCUACAAACUCACAACAUGGAGCCUUUUCAUCAAAUCACAGUCCGAUGGACACUUGCAGCAACAAACGGGGCCAAUUCAGAGAGCGAUCGACUUUUCACUAGGCAUUGACGGCAUAUUCUCCGACAACAAUGAAGAAACAGGCAAAAAGCCGGAUGGCAGACCCGAACCUCGAAAGCCUAACCAGUUUCUUGUUCUUAUCAUUAACCUGCUCCUCGCCGAUAUGCAUCAAGGUGUAGCUUUCCUCCUCAAUGCCGCAUGGCUCCAAAACGAUGCAAUCCUCGUAGGGACAGCAACAUGUUACACACAAGGACUCUUCGUGUCGCUCGGAGAUUUAGCCUCUAGCAUGUUCAUCACUGCCAUUGCUGUGCACACAUACAUGGCUGUUGUGAAGGGACGGCAGACACCACAGAGGGUGCUGUAUGGCGUUAUCAUAGCGAUUUGGAUAUUCGUCUACGCAAUUUCGCUUAUACCUAUUGCAAUCACUAGCAAUGGUGCAGAGUAUGGAGGCUUCUUUGUCCGUGCUGGCAGUUGGUGUUGGAUGAAUAGGAAGUACGAGAGCUUACGACUCUUCACACAUUACCUCUACAUCUUCAUUGGUCUAGCCACCACCUCAGUCCUGUACACCAUUAUCUUCCUUCACAUUCGCCGUCAAGCUCGCUUACGAUCAUCGGAUGAACACAAUGACACGGACUCCGUACACCUUGAACUCAAUCGCAACCCAGCCUUCCUGAUCUACCCCGUCAUCUACGUCUUGUGCACCCUCCCUUUGGCAGCCGGUCGUAUAGCAACGAUGGCUGGUGCCAACGUACCGAACGGAUACUUUUGUUUUGCCGGCGCAAUGAUUGCCUCCAACGGCUCUUUCGAUUGCUUGCUGUUCGGCACUACUAGAAACACUAUUAUCUUUGCAUCAAAGUAUGACAUUUCCUCAAAUAAUGUUGGUCUAAGUACCUUCACCUUCCUCAAGACACCUACAAACCGAAGAUUCGGAAACACAAUAUCUAUCCAAGGCGGAAGGCAGAAGGAUGAAGAUGUUCAUUCAGGGGGAUGGUGGACGUGGGCUGCAAGGGGAUCUAGUUCCGCCAACAGAAGUCACAGAGGUAUGACCCGAACUACAAGUCAAGAAUCCUUGAGGGGACCGGCUAUCCAGAUGGAUACCGUGACAUCGGUGGUAGUUGAGGUUGAUCAUACUACGGAACGAGACCCUAGAUACCCCGACACAACCACGAGCUCCAAUCCGUCGCUCGUAAGCUCGGAGAAGGACUUUACAAAAGUGGCUGAGAGAAGUUUGGAUAGAUACAGAUAA